AUGGUUUACACGGUGGAUUCUUCAAAUUCUCCACGAUUUUCAACGGACGGUGCCAACAGUCCUCAAAGGCGGAAGAACUUGCCGUCUCCGAAACCACAAACGGUGAGCGGUGAGGCUGAAUCGAUCAAUUCUAUGCUAGAGCAAUCGAAUGAUUCGGUGGGGAUUGAGAGUUCGGACAGUAAAAAAGGCAAUGCAGGUAAGGCAAAGAAGCCGGCUUGGAACAAACCAACAUCGAAUGGUGUAGCUGAGAUUACCAGUCCUGCUAUGGAUGCAAUUUCAUGGCCUGCUUUAUCUGAAUCUACUAAGGCUUCUCCAAAAUCAUCACCUGCUGAAUCCUCUUCAAAGAUCGUCUCUGAUGGAUCAAUACCCACUUCUCAGGGACCGGUGAUAGCAAACUCACCUAAGAAGCAAGUUAAUAGUAAUGCGAAAUCCAAUUCGGCAACAAACCAUACAAUGCCAGCUCGGCAAAGGUUGAUGAAGCGUGGCGGCGGCGGCGGCAGUGGUAGUGGAAGUACUUCAGGAGGUGGACAUUCACAAAACAGCUUUACUCAUCCUCCGCCACCGCCACCGCCGCCACCACCACCACCACCAUUUCCUAUAUUUGCAAUGCCUCCCAAUGGUUUUGCGAAUCUGUUACCGGCUAUGUCAGAUUCAUCUCCUAGAGAGCCUCUGUACAGAGCCAAUAAUUGGGAAUCUAGACCUGUUGGGAGCUUUGUUCCUCAGCCACCUGCAGCAAGCGACUACCGACAUUCCUCACGGAGAGCCAACUUUGGUUCCCACCGUAAUAAUUUUGGUGGAAAACGUGAUCAGGACCGUGGGCAUUAUGGACAUGCAAGAGAUGUUCAUGUGCAGCAACAGAGAGUUCAACCAAGGGGCUUUGUUAGGCCUUCACCACCAAAUAGUGGUACAUUUAUUUCUCCCCAGCCUGCUAGACCCUUUGCAAAUCAGAUGGGUUUUCCUGAUGUGCUAUAUAUGACUUCUUCUCCAAUGAGUUUGGAAAAUUAUGUGCCACUCAUGCCUCAUGGACCACUGCCUCCGCCACCCAUAAUGUUACCCAUUCCUGAACCUCUACCUCGUUCGCUACAACGCCAGAUAGAAUACUAUUUCAGCGAUAUUAAUUUAUCCAAAGAUGAGUUUUUGAAGUCAAAGAUGAAUGAUGGAGGUUGGGUUCCAAUCAGUUUAAUAGCGGGCUUUAAUCGAGUUAGGCUAAUGACAAACAGCAUUCAGUUUAUAUUGGAGUCCUUGAGGACUUCAACUUUUCUCGAAGUACAGGAUGACAAAGUGAGGAGGCGAAGUGAUUGGAUGAAUUGGCUGCCUAGUUCUACACUGCCUCGCACUGAGUUGGGUCUUCAGUCCUCUGGUGCAACAAGUUCUGAUACUCUGACGACUUCAUUUCAAAAGGUCACAAUGGAGGAUGUAGCUGCUGAUCAGGAUAGCUCAACAGCUAAGACAUAUGAGUUAACUAUCCAGGCAGAAAUCUCUCAUCAGGAGGGUGCUGAUUGCUGA
This is a messenger RNA of Dovyalis caffra, 1506 nucleotides long. Lineage: Eukaryota; Viridiplantae; Streptophyta; Magnoliopsida; Malpighiales; Salicaceae. The record is from the annotation of a GenBank genome assembly.